This is a messenger RNA of Syngnathus acus (greater pipefish), 1727 nucleotides long. RefSeq names its product RAB30, member RAS oncogene family (gene rab30). Gene Ontology annotation, biological process: Rab protein signal transduction. Lineage: Eukaryota; Metazoa; Chordata; Actinopteri; Syngnathiformes; Syngnathidae. Gene Ontology annotation, molecular function: GTP binding; GTPase activity. The record is from RefSeq and is a predicted model, not a curated record. Bases 209 to 820 code for a protein of 203 amino acids. Gene Ontology annotation, cellular component: trans-Golgi network. The transcript is spliced from 4 exons.
UCCUCCUCCUCCUCCUCCUCCUCCUGCUGCUGCUCCUUCUCGUCGUCCAUCAGAAGAUACACACACCGGAGUUGUUCUACUUCACCAGCAAGCCGUGCCCAGUUGUUUGUUCCGUGCGUGCGAGUGUGGCUGCUUGAUGAGGUGACCUAUGCAUCGCGAGUAGCCGUCAAAAGCGGGGCCAUCCCCUGUUUGUUCUUGUGAGUUGAGCAUGAGUAUGGAGGAUUAUGACUACCUGUUCAAAAUCGUUCUGAUCGGGAACGCCGGAGUCGGGAAGACAUGUCUGGUGCGGCGCUUCACUCAGGGCCUUUUCCCGCCCGGGCAGGGGGCGACCAUCGGGGUGGACUUCAUGAUUAAGACGGUGGAGAUUAAGGGGCAGAAGGUGAAGCUGCAGAUAUGGGACACGGCAGGCCAGGAGAGGUUCCGCUCCAUCACUCAGAGUUACUACCGCAGUGCCAACGCCCUCAUUCUCACCUACGACAUCACCUGCGAGGACUCCUUCCGGUGCCUUCCCGAGUGGCUGCGCGAGAUCGAGCAGUACGCCAACAACCAGGUGGUCACUGUAUUAGUCGGUAAUAAGAUCGACCUGUCAGAGAAGCGUGAGGUGGCGCGGCAGCGCGCCGAGGACUUUGCGGAGGCGCAGCGCAUGCUGUACCUGGAGACCUCCGCCAAGGAGUCGGACAACGUGGAGAAGCUCUUCCUGGAUUUGGCCUGCCAGCUCAUCCGCGAGGCCAAGCGCAACAAGCUGGACGACAACGAGGCCGCGCCCGCGCCCGGCGAGGGCAAAGCCAUCAGCUACCUGAGCUGCUGCAGCCUCAACUAGCGCGUCGUCACGGCAACCCAUCACGCCGCGCGUCUCGGUAUUCACCAGCAGUGUUAUUGGCGCUCUGUCGCCGUUUCCGUCGGGGAAUGUGCUUUCUUUCCGAAUAUGUUGCACAAUUGUCUCGACCGCGUGGAAAGCCGCUGCAGCGCUUUGUCCUUUUCCUUCGGCGCCGCGUACCCGUAUUCUCAGCGCACGGGUAGAAGUUCCGCUGCUCCUUUUCUACUACUGCGUGACAUCUCUGUAAAUGUUGUUUCUUAACAUCUAGCGUACUUGUACUACUUUUCAGAUGUAUGCAAAGAUGUCAGACAGUCGUGGAAAAGCGCUACGACAAGUGUGUGACUCGUCAGCAAAGCGCUUACUCAGCUACGUACGGCUUUCCGGACGUCCUUGCGCCUCGACAAACUGUGAAAUAUUUUGCCUCCGACUUGCUGCUACCGUUUGGUUUUAGACAGUGUGAAUCAGCAUUUUAUGCCCUUUUUUAGUUUAGUUUUUUUUGGGGGGGGGGGCGUACUGGCGUUUUGCGCUUCUUUUGCUAACAUGGCCUCCCGUGGUGUCGUUUGUGUCUAGUUUUGUGUUUCAUGCGCUUGCCGGCAUGUUUUUCUCCACAGCUGCAAUGUCGGGCUCAUGUAUUUAUCAUAAGUGUAACGUACUGUAUUGCACACACACACAUGCCACAUAACUGCACACGUCAUUGUUUUUCUUUUUACUGUUACAGUUUUUGUUCUUGUACAAAUUUAGCACUUUGCUUUUGAUACUUAUACUUUUUUUAAAAAUUUUAUUUGCCGUUACUUAUCGUUAAUCUAUUGGAUUGUUGUUAACGCAGUAGGAAAACACUACGGGGAGAUUUCUCUGUAUAAAAUAUACCCUUAAGUACUCUGUACGUAUAAUAUUAAAUAAUCCAACUAAA